UGCUGCGAGCGCCACGAGUAAAGUAACUUCCUUUCUCUCCUUUUCUACAGGUUUUACGACGUGCUGUUCGGUCGUCAAAAUGCAGAAGAAACAAAAAGAGCCGAUCCAUUCCGUGCAGGUCUUCGGACGCAAGAAAAGUGCGACCGCGGUCGCCUAUUGUAAGCGUGGACGUGGAAACCUCCGUGUUAACGGCCGGCCGCUGGAGCUGGUGGAACCCCGCGUGUUGCAGUACAAAUUGCAGGAGCCCAUCCUGCUGCUAGGCAAGGAGAAGUUCUCCGGAGUCGAUAUCAGGGUGAGGGUGAGUGGUGGUGGUCACGUUGCACAGAUCUAUGCUAUUCGACAGGCAAUUUCUAAGGCUCUCGUUGCCUACUAUCAAAAAUAUGUCGAUGAAGCCAGUAAGAAGGAAGUAAAGGAUAUUCUUAUUCAAUACGACCGUACUCUCCUUGUUGCCGAUCCAAGGAGGUGCGAGCCAAAGAAGUUUGGUGGUCCAGGCGCCAGAGCACGAUACCAGAAAUCUUAUCGUUAAUAUUCGCAAUGUUUACAUCUUACUCAUAUUGAAUAUAAAAAAAACAUUUAAAAUCUAUA
Molecule: messenger RNA, 585 nt
Organism: Trachymyrmex cornetzi
Lineage: Eukaryota; Metazoa; Arthropoda; Insecta; Hymenoptera; Formicidae
Gene: RpS16
Product: ribosomal protein S16
Exons: 5
Coding region: 80-526 (148 amino acids)
Biological process (GO): maturation of SSU-rRNA from tricistronic rRNA transcript (SSU-rRNA, 5.8S rRNA, LSU-rRNA); translation
Cellular component (GO): cytosolic small ribosomal subunit; ribosome
Molecular function (GO): structural constituent of ribosome; RNA binding
Source: RefSeq, a predicted model, not a curated record